Molecule: messenger RNA, 618 nt
Organism: Lampris incognitus (smalleye Pacific opah)
Lineage: Eukaryota; Metazoa; Chordata; Actinopteri; Lampriformes; Lampridae
Product: fibroblast growth factor 6-like
Exons: 3
Coding region: 1-618 (205 amino acids)
Biological process (GO): positive regulation of protein phosphorylation; positive regulation of gene expression; regulation of cell migration
Cellular component (GO): cytoplasm
Molecular function (GO): fibroblast growth factor receptor binding; growth factor activity
Source: RefSeq, a predicted model, not a curated record
AUGGCCGUUGCGCAAAGGUGCCGCUCCAGUAUGUCCUACGAGGCCAGGACGCAGCGCACACGGACGGCGCUUAUUGUGCUGCUGACUUCUCUCGUGGGGAUCGUGUCAUCGUAUCCGAUCAGGACUAAUGCAACUUCGCUGGAGAGGAGAUGGGAGACGCUCUUCUCCCGCUCCUACCUGGGUGUAAGUGGCGGAAAAGCGGAGUUGAACUGGGAGAGUGACUAUUUGCUCGGCAUCAAAAGAGUGCGGCGACUUUACUGCAACGUGGGCAUUGGGUUUCACCUGCAGGUCCUCCCGGAUGGCGGGAUUAGCGGCGUGCACAGUGAGAACCAAUACAGUCUCAUAGAGAUCUCCACGGUGGAGCGGGGAGUGAUAAGCAUGUACGGAGUGAGGAGCGAGCUGUUCGUCGCGAUGAACAGCAGAGGAAGGUUGUACGGAACGAGAGUCUUUCGGGAUGAAUGCAAGUUCAAGGAGACUUUGCUGCCCAACAACUACAACGCCUACGAGUCUUUUGUUUACAAGGGCUCCUACAUUGCCCUCAGCAAGCAUGGCCGCGUAAAGAGAGGCAACAAGGCCACCACCGCCAUGACCGUCACACAUUUCCUCCCCCGACUAUGA